Nanorana parkeri is the source of this 729-nucleotide messenger RNA. It is a transcript of the gene NOG, whose product is annotated as noggin. Gene Ontology annotation, biological process: negative regulation of cell differentiation; negative regulation of BMP signaling pathway; osteoblast differentiation. Lineage: Eukaryota; Metazoa; Chordata; Amphibia; Anura; Dicroglossidae. The coding region runs from base 61 to 729 and encodes 222 amino acids. The record is from RefSeq and is a predicted model, not a curated record. The transcript has a single exon.
CUUCUUUAUGAUCCCUGAGCACGCAGGAGACUCUGAUUUCGCCCGUGGGCUCUUUGCAGCAUGGAUCACCCCCAGUGCCUUGUGACUCUAUACGCCUUGGUGGUCUUCCUGGGACUCAGAAUAGACCAAGCGGUGGGCCAGCAUUAUCUGCACAUCAGACCUGCCCCCAGCGAAAAGCUGCCCCUGGUCGACCUGAUCGAGCACCCGGAUCCCAUCUUCGACCCCAAGGAGAAGGAUCUGAACGAGACCGAGCUGAGGACUGUCUUGGGUGGCCACUUCGACCCCAACUUCAUGGCCAUCAACUUGCCCGAGGAGCGGCUGGGCGUGGAGGACCUGGCGGAGCUGGACCUGCUCCUCCGGCAAAAGCCCUCCGGGGCCAUGCCGGCCGACAUCAAGGGACUGGAGUUCUACGAGGGUCUGCAGGGCAAAAAGCACAAACUGAGCAAGAAGCUGAGGAGGAAGCUUCAGAUGUGGCUCUGGUCUCAGACCUUCUGCCCCGUCCUAUACACGUGGAGUGACUUGGGGAUCAGGUUUUGGCCCCGCUACAUGAAAGUGGGCAGCUGCUACACUAAGAGGUCUUGUUCUGUACCGGAGGGGAUGGUUUGUAAAGUCUCCAAGUCCAUGCAUUUGACUAUCUUAAGGUGGAGAUGCCAACGCAGGGCACUGCAUCGCUGCACGUGGAUACCUAUACAGUACCCAAUCAUAUCUGAGUGCAAGUGCUCCUGCUAA